CAGGACCGAAAGACGUAUAAUGGGCAGCGUAUUUCAAACUCUUUCUUCUUCCUCCUCGUGUUUUUGCCAACACAUUUACAGUUCCGUUACUACUUCAAUUUCUAUUCAGAGUAAGCCGUCAUCCUCCUCACCCUAUAAGUAUCACGCCGCCCCCACAUAUACGUUACAACAACUUCUGGUUUCUUUUCUUCCUCCACCGCCCCCUGACUCGAUAAUAAGCAUAUAUCACGCAGCAGAUUGCUAGAUUACAGUCAGAUCAUCCGUUACCGAUCAACUUCACUCCAGUGAAACUUUCCUGCAAUUUCUUCGAUCCAAGGUGAUCAAUAACAAAGAUACCUUUGGUUGAGGAGGCGAAUAAAAAGAGUUUUAUAAAAAUGAAUGAUCAAGAAUCAGAUUCUGGAUUCCUCAAUCUUUUCGAUGUAGACAAGUUCUUCUAUUAUUCAUAUGGAGAGAGUGGUCAGCCUGAAGCUGGAAUUGGUCAACAACAACAUACUGAUGAUGACACAGUUUACUAUAACAACACCAAUCUUGAUGAGGAAAUCGCUCAUGCGUUGCAAAACCAGCUCUCAAUUACAGGAGAAUCUAGAGCUUACUAUAACGAAGGGUGUUAUCAUGGCCAGCAAUUCCCCAGCGAUGAUGGUGUCCAGUCAUGGCAGGUUAUUGAUGACUAUCCAUCUAAGGAUCAUUUUUCUG
Messenger RNA from Cuscuta epithymum, 693 nucleotides. The record is from the annotation of a GenBank genome assembly. Lineage: Eukaryota; Viridiplantae; Streptophyta; Magnoliopsida; Solanales; Convolvulaceae.